GCGCCGAGCAGGAGCGCCUGCAGCGCGCCAUCGAGCUGGCGGACCAACAGCGGCUUGAGGAGAGCCGCCGCCGCGAGGAGGAGGAGCGGCAGCGCCAGCAGCGCGAGCUGGAGGAGGCGCUGGCCCGCCAGGAGGCGGAGCGGGCCCGGCUAGCCGCCGCUCAGAAGCUGGAGCUCGAGGAGGCGGAGCGCAAGAAGCGGCGCAGUCGCGUGGCCGAGAUCAUGAGCCGGACACGCGGCGCCGGCGGCGGCACGCCGACCAAGCCCGGCGCGGGGGACGAGCCGGACCAGACCUCGUCCGUGUCAGAGCUGAACGCCAUGAACGCGCCGCCGCCGGCGGCGGACAGGACACGGCCCGAGCCGGCCGCCGAGCCCGAGCAGCCCAUGUCGACCGACGCCAGUCCGGUGCAUACCAAUGGCACCAACGGCACCAACGGCCGCACGCCGGCGACGCCGGCCAGUCCCGGCGGCGAGCCGGCCGGCCGCGCCGACAGCGGCGUCACCAGUGGCGAGUACGGGUCCAGUCUGUCAUCGCUAGACCCGCUUAGUCUCAAGUCGUCGACGGUCAGCAACGACGACGACUCCCUUAACUCCAACGUGUCGCAGUCGACGACGACGGGCGCGACGGACGGCCCGGCGUCACCGGCGGCCGACGACGCGGCCCCUCGCGCCGCCCAGAUCGCCGACCUGAUCCAGAUGUAGCGGGCGUCUGAUGCAGUGACCGUGACACGCUGUGACCGGACCGUCCGAGCGGGCGGCGUGCCGGAGCCGUCCCACCGGGGCAAUAGUGAUACUGGCAGCGGCAGAAGGAACAGCGACCGGCGACGGCAGCGCCUCUGCCGGCCACUCGGCGAACUACGCUCGCGGCCGGCCGCACCGCUUGUGCAGUGGAGUCGGGACGGCCCGCGAGCGCUCCAUCGGGGCCGGCGGGGUUACUAAUACGAGUAUGUGCCGGUGUUUGCCUGAAAGGGAGAGAGAGAGGACGGGAGACGAGGGCGCUGGCCCCGCCCCUGUUUUAGCUGUAUCACACUAAGCGCGCGCGCAUGUAAGCUACACUGUAUUAGCCUACCUUGGACGGUGUCUUAGGCUCGUAACCUGGCCCGGCUGUUGGAAGCAUUGUUUAACACGUUUUAAGGGCGGUCAGAGUGGGAGGAGCCCGACCGGCCUGUGGUCCCGGUUGGAUCCUCGCUGGCCAGACAAGCCGCUGAUAAGCGGCGUCGUCACGCUGGCUCCAACAGCGGCGCGUCUCGGCUUCCAGAACUGUUACGUGUCUGUCGACACUUUUAACGGACGAAUGGUUGGAAGUUUCAGUCAUUAUUUCUCGAGUAAAGUUUAUUUUACAGUGUCUGACCGUAAAAUAAACCGCAGUAAUCUAACCGACCGCGUUGUUCUGCGGUGCUGCGCUCUGUCGACCGAGGAGUGGAGAUGUUUGUUCGAUUAAUACAUGGACGGAACGCUGGA
This is a messenger RNA of Pollicipes pollicipes, 1460 nucleotides long. Its product is annotated as ESX-1 secretion-associated protein EspK. The record is from RefSeq and is a predicted model, not a curated record. The transcript is spliced from 6 exons. NCBI's taxonomy places the organism in Eukaryota, Metazoa, Arthropoda, Thecostraca, Pollicipedomorpha, Pollicipedidae. The coding region runs from base 222 to 701 and encodes 159 amino acids.